AUGACAUCCCAUAAGGAAAAUGAAGCUUGGAAGGAAGCAGAUCUCGCAGAGGACCGUAGUUUUCGAUCAUCUCGAGCACAGGGCAGCCGGAGAAAGGCGCCAUUUUACAAAGUUCUGCAGGGAAUGCCCAUCGCCGUUGAUGCGUUCCGCUAUGGAACCAUACCAGGCGUCGCUGCCUACUUCUUAACUCAUGCUCAUUCUGAUCAUUAUACCAACCUCGCUUCAAAUUGGAAAAGCGGGCCGAUUUAUUGCUCAGGGGACACAGCUAAUUUGAUUAUAUAUAUAUUGUCGGUUGAUCCCAAGUGGGUUCACCCACUCCCGAUGGAUGUCCCUACAAUUGUUCCCAACUCCGGCGGGGUCACUGUCACACUUAUUGAAGCUAACCAUUGCCCGGGAUCGUGCCUAUUUUUAUUUGAGGGUCCACAGACUGUGCACGCGGGUGACAGUGCCUUCAAAUCGCCAUUUGUUGGUUCCGGGAAGACUUUCCGAUAUUUGCAUUGCGGAGACUUCAGAGCUUCGCCUCAGCAUGUAAUGCACCCUGCAGUGAGAGGAAAGCAAAUUGACCAUGUGUAUCUAGAUACGACCUACCUAGACUCGAAGUAUACCUUUCCACCACAGCCGCUGGUCAUCUCAGCCUGCGCAGAGUUGGCAAAAAGAAUCGUUUCUGGGGAGUGGAUAGGUGCUCCAGACACGAAUGGAAAACGCAACUCGACUAUGGACGCUUGGGUCAUUCCUUCAGAUAGGGCAGACGAUACCGUUAUGAAAACACUCAAAGAUAGGAUGUUGGUGGUUGUCGGUACCUACUCCAUUGGUAAAGAACGCAUUGUUAAGGCUAUCGCACAAGCUCUCAAGACCAAAAUUUACUGUGAUGCGCGCAAGGCUGCCAUCCUACGAUGUCAAAAUGACCCUGAGUUGCAUGCGCUAUUGACCAAGGACCCAAACGAAGCUGGCGUGCAUGUUGUUCCGUUGGGCAUGAUCGUUUCAGACAAGCUCGAGGCAUAUGUGCAACGGUUCAAAGGGACAUACUCUCGGGUGGUUGGUUUCAGGCCCACAGGAUGGACCGAUCCCAGUCCACCUAUCUCAUCCAUCAUAUCACGCGGGCAGUCACGGCCGCCCUUCACACAUACAGACCUGAAACCCAUGCAAAAGUCGACAUUCGCUGUGCAGAUGUACGGCGUGCCCUAUUCAGAGCACAGUUCGUUUUUUGAGCUUACGUGCUUUGCAAUGUCAUGUGAUUGGGUAAAGAUAAUUGCGACUGUGAAUGUCGGAAAUGAAAGACCCAGAGCGAAGAUGGCAAAAUGGGUGGAACGCUGGGAAGUUGACAAGAAGCGGAACAAGGAGGCCAUGGUAAAACCUAGAGCUGCUGAUUACUGGUGA
This is a messenger RNA of Suillus fuscotomentosus, 1377 nucleotides long. Its product is annotated as DRMBL-domain-containing protein. Gene Ontology annotation, molecular function: damaged DNA binding; 5'-3' DNA exonuclease activity. The record is from RefSeq and is a predicted model, not a curated record. The transcript has 7 exons. NCBI's taxonomy places the organism in Eukaryota, Fungi, Basidiomycota, Agaricomycetes, Boletales, Suillaceae. Gene Ontology annotation, biological process: interstrand cross-link repair; double-strand break repair via nonhomologous end joining; protection from non-homologous end joining at telomere. The coding region runs from base 1 to 1377 and encodes 458 amino acids.